UUUUGUAUGAAAAGGCAGCAAUUAUGGUCGAAUAUUUAAAGCAAUCGAAAUAGAAAAACACGCUGCCUGUCGGGACCACACCGCGAUACAAGGAGAACGAAAACCGUAGGAGAGUGCAACAAGGCGCCCGCCUGACGCAAGACUGCAAAAUUGUGCAAGGUACAAGAAAAAAUUACGAUGGCUCUGGAUAAAAAGAAUUCAAAAUACAAGCGUAGGCAGCGGGACAAGACACGAUAUCUCAGUUUCGUCAGUAUAUUGAGUCAGAACAGUAUGUCCGCCGACGCCAACUGGAAAAUGAGAGUUCCAACGUUACGAGCAAGUCAACUUCCUGAAGAUUUACUGGAAACGUAUGAAGAAGCGUUUUAUUUAUUGGAUACAGAUAAUACAGGAGUGAUAGGGAAAAAAGAAGUUGGUAUAGUGAUGAGAGCAAUUGGUCAAGAACCAACAGACGAAGAAAUUGAAAAUUUAGUCAAGGAAGUCGACAGAACAGAAACUGGAAGACUGAGUUUCAAUGAUUUUUUAGCUCUUUUGGCUCACAUUUGCCAGGAAGAAGAACCAGAAGAAGAAUGGGAAAGGGUGUUUCAGCAAUUCGAUCAUAACAAAGACGGUUUUAUUGACGAACAUGAUCUUCGAAAAACUAUGCUUCAACUUCGACUGAAGUUCACUGAUACAGAUGUUGAUGAAAUGCUUAAUGAGUUUGCUCCUCUUCGGGACAGUGGUCCAAGACGAAUAGAUUUUGAAGAUUUUCUUUCGAUUCUAACGUGAUUUCCUCACAAAGUUGUGUAUUUCAAAUUGCAAAAGUUUGUGGAAAUGUUAAGUGACACUGUGUAGGUAGGCGGUGUUAUGUAUUAUACACAGUGACGGAGAGUUCGGAUGCAAAAACGUUGUUUGUCAGCUUAUCAGGUGAAAAUCAGUUUGCAUGAAAAUAUUCAGCGAAACGUAAAUUGAAAAUGUAAAUCAAUAUCUUAGCUUUUGAAAACGCCAUACAGCUGACUUGACUUUUUAAAAACUCAAAUGUAUAUUUAUAGUUUUACUGAUAGAAUAUAACAGUCACGAUGCUUUAUUUGCCACAUUAUUCCGUCCCUGCUGACAAUGUUUUGCGCAUUAAGCCAUUCUAGUUCGUUUAAAUAUUAUUAUAUGAAAAUAUCAUUUGUAGUUUCUUAUUUUAUUCCUAGACUAUAUUGCAAUUCAUAUCUUUUUUAUAAUGCAUAGCUGCAAAAUUGUACCGAUUUUGAUCUUCGUUUGUUUCGAAUCAGUAUAUGUUGAAAUUAAUGAAAAAAAGUUUGGAAAGCAUAGCAUAGGCAAUUAUAACCCACACCGCUUUAAUGCUCUAAUGACAAAGCUACUAGUUUAUAUCGUGUUGCAUCAACUGCCUUCGAAUAAAUUAACUGCAAGGAAUUGUUAAUAUCGACUUAAAUGGAACAUUUUAGUAAAAUAAAAUUGGAUUUUUUUCUUAUUGAGCCUUCUAUAUAAAAAUGUUUCUGUUUGUCCGAAUACUAUUUAGGUUAAUUUCAUUCGUCUGUUUUGCAUUAUUUUACAUUUUAUGCAUAUUCAUAUAUUAUUAUUUGAGAUUUAUACUGCGUAACUUUAUAAGAAUGAGCUUAUUAUUAUUAUUAAUGUCAUUUUCUCUCGCUGGGCCGCAAUCAAAUAAUAUUAUUAUCGAAUAUGCUAUUUUCUUGGUCGCAUUGACGUGACUAACUGCUUCGAGUCAAUUCACUGGCGCGCAGUGUUGCACCAUAAUUUUGUUUGGCUUCAGCAGCUUUUUGCAUUUCAGUGCUAGUCUAACCAUCGAUACAUUGAUAGUCUAAUAUGAACCAAGAAAAUGGAAGAAAACGAUAUUCGCUUUAUUUGUGGUCCUCACUUGGGAUAACUUAUACUUUAUAUGAUAAUCUCAUUGCAAAUUUUUUAAAUAAAGUCCAACAGUGGGUGA
This is a messenger RNA of Styela clava, 1930 nucleotides long. Its product is annotated as neo-calmodulin-like. Gene Ontology annotation, molecular function: calcium ion binding. Lineage: Eukaryota; Metazoa; Chordata; Ascidiacea; Stolidobranchia; Styelidae. The record is from RefSeq and is a predicted model, not a curated record. Gene Ontology annotation, cellular component: myosin II complex.